Molecule: messenger RNA, 837 nt
Organism: Emiliania huxleyi CCMP1516
Lineage: Eukaryota; Haptophyta; Isochrysidales; Noelaerhabdaceae
Exons: 8
Coding region: 1-837 (278 amino acids)
Source: RefSeq, a predicted model, not a curated record
AUGCCACGCCCCGACGUCGACCGACCGGCCGGCCUCGACGCGCGGCGGCUAGUCGCCUUCAAGGCCUGCGUCGACGAACUCUCUCGGCUGAGCGCCGGCCGCGGCGAGGACGGCGCACUUCUCGCUCAGAUCAGCCACGACGGCGCAGUUGGCCUCAGCUCGGUCUCCAAGCGCUCUGACGCGGCGCAGCUGCUGAUCGAGUGCCGCUACCGCGAUGAGUGGCGUCAGCAGCGUUGCGCGAGCGCCCUCGCCUCCAUCGGUGCUGAGCGGGACGCAGCCGUGGUUGAGAGAAUGUGCGAGUACGUUGGUGCGCUUUCGCCAGACGGCGCCGAGCCCGGGGCGGCUCCUAAAAAGUCGAAUCAGAGCGCCACGCCGCAAACACGGCGCUUCUCGCCGCCCAAGCAACAGCAGCAACAGUGGCAGCGAAUCUUCGCGUCGCUGGUGCACGCGGACCAGGCGGCCGAGCAGGCUGUGAUCGCGGCCGAGGCGGAUGGGCUCGGGCGGGGCAGAACACCGCCGGAGGAAUACCUCGCGGUAGUGGCUGGGCAGCAAGCGUGCUGCUGCCUGAACAGCGGCGUGGGCGGAAGCAGCCUCCUCCCGCAGCUGCACUGCCUGGUGCACGACCUGCCCGCGAGCCUGCUCUGCCUGGCGGCGGCGCUGUUGCUCCUCGCGGAGCCGCUCCAAUUGCUGCUCAAGGCGCUCCGCUUGCUCCUCCCGCGUCGCGGCACGGGCUGGGACGGUGCAACCGCCACUGCAACCAAGCGUUUGGCCGGCUUCACGACCUCGGCAGUCACCACGCUCCGCCCGCGCUUGGUCGCGUUGCCGUGCGGUGGCUGA